This is a messenger RNA of Lemur catta (Ring-tailed lemur), 1818 nucleotides long. RefSeq names its product F-box protein 47 (gene FBXO47). Lineage: Eukaryota; Metazoa; Chordata; Mammalia; Primates; Lemuridae. The coding region runs from base 166 to 1521 and encodes 451 amino acids. The transcript is spliced from 11 exons. Gene Ontology annotation, molecular function: protein binding. The record is from RefSeq and is a predicted model, not a curated record.
GACCCUCCCACUUCCCGCUGGGAAAGCUUUGAGGAGAUACUUUCUUUUUUAAACACUAAGAAAUUUGAGGAUGGUGGGGCAAAACGACUAAAUCCCAUUUUCCUGUGACUGUUUAGCUGGAAAACUGUCAAAAUCUGUGGAUAAAUUGAUGAGAUAAGAACAAGGAUGGCAUCCAGAAUAAAUACCAAUUUCACUUUGAUUCCCAACCAGAAAUGUAGACGUAGUAAUCGUCGAUCCAGCUAUUUUUCCAACACUCUUGGCUCAGACUCUCAGCCCUUAUCAACACUUGGAAGUUUUAAAGCCUUGCCAUUGGAAAUAUUCCAAAUAAUUUUAAGAUAUUUGUCAGUGAAGGAUAUCAGCAUGCUAAGCAUGGUGUCCAAAACAGUCAGCCAGCAAAUUAUUAAUUAUAUCUCAACCUCAUCAGGAAGCAAAAGACUUUUACUACAGGACUUUCAUAACCUUGAGCUGCCUGGCAGGAGACAAGACUCUGCUAUACUGGAACACUACAAAUCUCUAGGUCUACUGUUUAAAAGAUGCACGUUGCUGCUACCCACCAAGGAAAGGCUAAAGUAUAUUCACAAGAUACUAACAGAAGUUUCCUGUUUUAAAUUCAAUGGCUGUCCAGCUCCUAUGCAAUGUUUAGGAUUACCAUGUUAUGGCAUGUUUUUACAGACCUUAACAGCAGGUUGGGAUGAACUUGAGUGUCAUCGUGUUUUUAACUUUUUAUGUGAGCUGACUAACCUCUCCCGUAAGAUGCAAACUGUUGUCUGCAGCAAACCAGGAAGUGCCCGAAAACUGGAGUUAAGGAUCAGAUUAUUCUGUAGGAGUGUCCUGCUUGAUCACUGGACACAUCCAAGUGAUUCAGCUUUUUGGUUGACGCGACUAUUAAGACCAUGGCCAAUGGUGAAUCAGGCAAGAUUACUGUAUAUCAUCUUUGGUCCAAUCUCUCCUCAGGAUGGACAGGUAGUUUGGCAGAAAAUGGUAGAAGGACCUACAGAUGAAUCCAGUCUGAAAGGUUUGGCUGAUGCCAUUAAAUUACUAUAUGACACAGGCACUAAAGAGUGGACAGCAGAUGAUGUUAUCAGUCUUGUAGAUGAACUAUCAGUGGUUCCCCGUGAGUGGCUUCUGGAGAAUAAUGCACGUCUCCUAAUCCUAAGUGGGAACAACAUCUGUUUCACUUUCAUGGCUAGUAAAGCUGUGAAUGGACGAGCCAUUGAACUGGCAAGGCUCAUAGUCUUCUUGGCUUUGGUGUGUGAGAAAGAACUGUACUGCAUGAAUUGGGCAGUUAAAAUGAUGCAAAAAGUCUGCAAUGUCUUUAGCACGCCAUUGGAAAAAAUUAACUUCCUUCAGAGUGUGGCAAAUGCAUUUGCAUGCAUUAUAAUGGAAAUGCUGCAAUCAGUUAUGUCUGGAGACCAUAAUGAAGACGACAGAAGCUUUUUGAAUUUGUUCCAUCUUGUACAUGCUCAGGCUGACUUCCAUAAGGAGGUCCUGUAUUUGACCAUGAAUAUUCUCUCUACCUAAAAACUCAGAAAGCCUUGCCUUUAGAAAAACCUCAUUGAACUAACAAUGACAAGAAUGCUGCUUUUUCACAUCCAGACAAAUAGCAUCUGUGGGACUUUUUGUCAUCUAAGUAACCUAAGAAUUCAAAAGCUGCAUAGAAUGUUGGAAGCAACUGCUUACACCAUUAUUAAUAUAAAAAUAACAAGCAAACCCAAGAAUGUAUUUCUAUUUCUCUGGUAAGCAAGCUCUGCCUCUCCAGGUUUUGGUCAUCCUAAUGCCAAUGAAUGUUAGUGGGCCAAGAAUCUGGGGCAGCCCAAC